AUGCACUUCUGCACGAUAAUCUCGACGGUUCUCCUUACUAUUGCGAGGUUUAUUGUUUCAGAAGUUCCCUGGGUAAAAACAGAAUUCUCCUUUGUUCCUGUGAAAAAGAACGCUGAUGUCAAUAUAUCAUGUGCGUACGAUGGCACGCCAUCUCCUCAAGCUGAGUGGUUCUUCAACGGGUAUAAAAUCAACGUAAGCCUCGUUAGAUUCUCUGAGGAACGAUUUCGUAACACUGCACAAUAUGCUCAACGAAGUGCCAACUAUACUAAUGCUAUCCUUACGAUUGUUGGAAUAAACGAAAAUGCUUCAAGUUAUCAAGAAUACAGUCCCAAUAAAAAAGUACGGACUUUCUCUAAAUCUGUGGGUUUUCAGGAUUCAUUCGGUGACUACAUGUGCCGAGCAUCAAAUAACUUAGGUCGUCCCGGACCACCUACAAUCACUGCUGAUGGUUCCGAUUUGACAUGGUCUGUGCGAGCGUACGAACCAGUCAUUGAAUAUCGAAUCUACUACAGGCCCGAAAACGCAGAUGAAUGGAACAAGUACGAGAGCAUUCGGGCUGCGAAAGGUACAAUCUCUUCCUUUAAAAUGGAAGUUGCGUCACUCGAUGGCAACAAUUUAGGUGACAAUAAUGGCGAUGACAUCUGGCAACAUAGCGUUUCUUUAUUACCGUAUCUCGAAGCUGGUGUACGAUACGAGGUUACAGUAAAGGCUCGAAAUGCUCUUGGAUGGGGAUCGUUCGCACGGAAUAAUUCGCUUAUCGAAAUUCCAGCUGAUACUCACGGUAGGUGGUUUAAUUGAUG
This is a messenger RNA of Strongylus vulgaris, 800 nucleotides long. The record is from the annotation of a GenBank genome assembly. Lineage: Eukaryota; Metazoa; Nematoda; Chromadorea; Rhabditida; Strongylidae.